UUUAUACGUGGAGGCGCACUCCGAACUUUAGACACUCGGGACUCACCGCUUCAGCAACACAUUGGUUGGGACAAAUCCAAAAUAUCGGCAAAAUGAUGAAGAUUACUUUGUUCGCUCUGGCCGCGCUGGCGCUCGUAUGUGCUGUGCCCCAGGACAAGCCAGCAGCCGCUCCGGUCGAGAUAGUGAAGCAGGACUCUGAAGUAGACAUCAAUGGAUACAAUUUCGACUUCGAAACAAGUGACGGCACUGCCCGACAGGAGCAAGGCGAAUACAAAAACGACACCGAGCAACAAGGCCUUUCUGUGAAGGGCAGCUACAAGUACGUGGCCCCUGACGGACAACACAUCUCUGUGACCUUCCUGGCCGACAAGAACGGAUACCAGCCCACCCAGCACCUCGGCGACGAGCCUGCUCCAGCCCCGGCCCAACCUUGAAGACCAAAAGACCAGUUCAAAGUACAGUUCGUAACCAAAUGUUAAUUUUCUAAGAAAUCCUAUACGCAUCUAGUCGCUAUGGUGACGUUUUUCACAAAAAUAAAGAUUGAUCAACAUCUUGA
Messenger RNA from Cydia pomonella (codling moth), 556 nucleotides. It is a transcript of the gene CPR24, whose product is annotated as endocuticle structural glycoprotein ABD-5-like. Gene Ontology annotation, molecular function: structural constituent of chitin-based larval cuticle. Gene Ontology annotation, cellular component: chitin-based extracellular matrix. The transcript is spliced from 3 exons. The coding region runs from base 93 to 434 and encodes 113 amino acids. NCBI's taxonomy places the organism in Eukaryota, Metazoa, Arthropoda, Insecta, Lepidoptera, Tortricidae. The record is from RefSeq and is a predicted model, not a curated record.